AUGUCCACCUCUAAGCCUACGGGCGCCUCACAGUCCACUAACAGUGGCUCUGGCGGUCAAUCUCAACCUCUCUCCAAGGAGACUCCGAAAUUCCCGCGCAGCGACCCUAGCAAAUACAAUCAGCCUCUUGGUCCAGGCAAGUUUGUCAAUACGGCUGGCUGUCUCAUCAUCGGCGACGAGGUGCUCAAUGGCAAGACGAAGGACUCCAACUCGAACUAUCUCGCGAAGUGGUGCUUCGAUCUUGGGAUCGAGCUCAAGAGAAUUGAGGUCAUUGCGGACGACGAGCAGGAGAUUGGCGAAGCCGUCACCCGUUUUGCGAAGAACUACGACUUUGUAGUCACUUCAGGGGGCAUCGGCCCCACGCCGGACGACAUCACGUACGAGUCGCAAGGCAAAGCUUUCAAUUGCCUGCCCCUCGAGUACCAUGACGAGACGCUGCGCCGUAUGGAAGCCCAUCAGAAGACUCGCAGCUACUCGCACGAGCAGACGGAGGAGAUGCUGACUGCGAGGAAGAGGAUGGCCCUCUUCCCCUCUGGCGGUGAUCAGGGUGGGGUAGACGUCAUCUUCCCUUGUGAGGAGUUGUGGGUGCCGGUGGUGAGGAUGCAGGGGAGGGUGCACAUUCUACCGGGCGUCCCGCGCCUUUUCGAAGCCCUCCUCAAUGGCCUGGAGGCAUACGUCCCACUCGAUCCUAACAAGCCCAAGCCCCACCGUAUCCUGGUCCACACCAAGAUGCCCGAAUCCUCCAUUUCUCCCUUCCUGCAACGCCUGACAGACAAGUGCAAGCCCCUCGACAUCAAGGUGGGCUCGUACCCCAAGUUUGGCUCUGGAGUAGAUGUCUCUGUCAUCGGCUUUGAUGUGGCCAAGCUGGAGGAGAUUGCCAAGGAAGUCGAGAAGGAGGUCGACGGGAAGGUCGUGGCUAGCGAGCAGUUGGGCAAGAAGUAG
Jaminaea rosea is the source of this 942-nucleotide messenger RNA. RefSeq names its product Molybdopterin binding protein. The record is from RefSeq and is a predicted model, not a curated record. NCBI's taxonomy places the organism in Eukaryota, Fungi, Basidiomycota, Exobasidiomycetes, Microstromatales. The transcript has 4 exons. Bases 1 to 942 code for a protein of 313 amino acids.